AUGUCGGUAAUUAAAAAUAUCUACGAGGAGGAUGUUGACUUCGCAGCUCUAGGCAGAGAAGAUCCAGAUUUUGGUAAACUUUUAAGAUCAAAUGGUCAAUUAGAUUUCAGUGAUCCUAAAUCGGUUCAGCAGCUCACGAAAUCUUUGUUGAAGCGAGACUUCGGUUUGAAGUUAACGCUUCCAGAUGAUCGACUAUGUCCACCAGUACCCAAUCGAUUUAAUUACAUAUUUUGGCUACAAAAUCUCAUCGAUACAUCAAGUGAUAUAUAUACGGAUUCUUAUUGUCCCGAUCGAAAGGUGCAUGGACUCGAUAUUGGCACAGGAGCAAGUUGUGUAUAUCCGCUACUGGGUUGUACUCAACGUCCUCUGUGGACGUUCACUGGAACAGAUAUUGAUAUUAAGAGUAUCUCCUUCGCCAGAGAAAAUGUCCAAAGUAAUGGAUUGCAAAACCGGGUGCAGCUGAUCCAGACCAAACCACAAGGCCCAUUGAUACCUCUCGAUGAGAUCGGUCGCCAUAGUUUAGACUUCACUCUUUGCAACCCGCCAUUCUAUACUUCAGCUGAAGAUCUUGUUUCUUCUGCGUCUCUCAAACAACGUCCCCCGUUUACGGCCUGUACCGGCUCAGAAACAGAGAUGGUCUGCGAAGGUGGUGAAGUAUCUUUCACCUCACGAAUGAUCAAAGAAUCGUUAAAACUGCGAAAUAGAGUUCAAUGGUAUACGUCAAUGCUAGGGAAAUUCUCUAGUCUUUCCAAAAUUAUCGAGCAGCUGAAGGAACAUAAAGUCGACAACUAUGCUGUGACAGAGUUUGUACAAGGCAAUAGGACUAGAAGGUGGGCUGUAGCAUGGAGCUUCAAUGAUAGAAGGCCAAGUAUGACGGUAUCUCGUGGAUGCGGAAGUUUGCAAAAGAGCUUACUGCCCUUCCCAGCAGAGCAGACAGUUACGAUAAACACGCCCGAUAGAGUUGCCAUUGCCGCACAUCUACGUGAUAUUUUAUCGGGACUCGUGCCAGUAUGGGCAUGGGAAUCGGAAAUCUUCGCCGGCGUAGGCUUCUGUGAUAAAGCUGUCUGGUCCCGAGCCUCACGAAGACUCAGAAGUGAUACUCGCGAUGAAAAGUCUAAAUCUGCUCACCAACCUUUACCAAAAGACAUGGCGUUUGGCUUCAAGAUCUCCUUGUCCGAACUCGAGGCGGAUCAUCCCGGAAGUAAAGUCAAGAUUCGUUUAAUAUAUUUUGCUAAACUCAUUCAACAAAUCGAGCCUAAUCCUAAUCCUAAUCUCAAUCCCAACAUGACAACAAACAUGUCCAAGAGUAGCAUUUCACAUUCGGCGGUGGGGAACGAAAGCGAUAAUGCAUCUAUCCAUCUCUCUACUCCAUCCAAUCUUCCGUCCAAAAAGAAAAAUAAAGCCUUGAACAAAUUAUCCACCACUGUUACAUCAAAACUUACUCGGCGAUUUCUUCUCUUCUCUUCUCUACCCACCGAACUUCGACUGUUGAUCUGGCACGCUGCCAUACCCGAUCCACUCGUCCACGAAUUAUACCCAAGUUGUCCCACCUCCUCACCUUACAACUUCAAAACCAAACUCCGAUCCAACCGGCGGCGAAUUCCCACUCUUUUGCAUACAUGUCAGGAAUCAAGAAAUGUGGCUUUGGCCCAGUACAGUCUAAUGGCAUACGAUCCUCCGCCGGUAGCAGAAUCUCGCGAAGCUGUUGCUGGCAUCACACCAUUUUACUUCAAUCCUACCAUCGAUACUCUAUUCCUAAACUGCGUGGCAUCGAUAUUUCUCGAUGUGAGAUGGUUUUUACUAGAUGAAACACCAAAAUCAAUUGCACCCAUGAAAGGAUGGAAAAAUGUGGCAUUGGACAGUUUACAUAUGCGAUUCGUAGCAGUGGUUGCGAGCGACCUACCAACACCUCAACAUAGGAUUCGAGAGUUAUUUCCGGAUUUAGAGAAAUUGAGUAUUGCAGUUGAUAGUAAAAAUAGUGCUAGGAGAAGAUUAAGAGCAAGUUUGAGGCCGGGUCAUGCUACUGAGUUGGUAAACGUAGGUUUGGAUGAUGUGGAGGGAAGUGAUGAGAUUGGCGUUUAUUUUGAAAAGGAUUUUGGGUUUACCAGCGGUACUGGCACGAGAUCAAGGACAAACCUAGCGGGAAACGCAACUGUCGCUGAGGUGGUAGAUGACGAGGAUGAAAGUCAACAGGGUCACAACGAGGAUAAUAGGAAACCGGAAUUGACAAUGUGCAAGGUUAAAAGAGAUAGAUUCUACGUGGGACUCAAACAGGACUUGGUUUACUCGACACAAGAUAUGAUAAGCGUCAUGGGAGUCAAUGGGGCCUUGAAGCAUGAAACGGCGACGGAACUCCGAAGUUUACAACAGACUUUUGCUCCAUUUCAAGACAUGGCAGGCGUAUAG
Sclerotinia borealis F-4128 is the source of this 2406-nucleotide messenger RNA. The record is from the annotation of a GenBank genome assembly. NCBI's taxonomy places the organism in Eukaryota, Fungi, Ascomycota, Leotiomycetes, Helotiales, Sclerotiniaceae.